AGCUCUGCCACGCUUUUCCAGGCUGUUGGGAACAACGAAGCGACCCCGCCCCUCUCUCUACCGUUUCGGCCCCGCCCCCAGCUCUGAACUUGCCGGGGUCCUUGGCCUCCGCCCGCGGGUUUUCCGCGGUUGCAGCCCGUGGGGCAGGCGGAGCCCGGGCGGAGCCUGAGAUUAUUUCAGGCUGUGCCCUGGCCAGGGCCAGGACUAAGGCGUCCUGUCCCGGACACAGACUCCCCGAGGGAAUGGCCCUGAGUGGCCAAGAAGACGCGGGAUAUUCCGAGGUCCCGUGACCUCCAGCAUACUCACUGGCCUGAGCCAGGGCAAUGCUGAAGAUGGUGACUUUCUUCCAAGGGCUUCCUGGCCAAAAGUCUGUGCCGGGGACCCUGGACUUCCCUGGAAGCCCCCAAAAGUCACGUUCCACAUCUGAGGCAGAAUCAGAGGCCUCCAUGUCAGAAGCUUCCUCUGAGGAUCUGAUGCCAUCCCAGCAUACUGGGAUGGCUCCAGAUGGGGAGGAAGAAGAGUCUGCAAAGAAGGAAAAGAAGAAGUCCAAAGGACUGGCCAACAUGUUCAGUGUCUUCACCAAAGGGAAGAAGAAGAAAAAGAGCCAGCCCAGAUUAUCAGAUCCUGAGGUCCAGCCCAAGUCCAGGCCUGAGCUAGAUGGUCCGCCGCCCACAGUGGAGGAGGUCAAGGAGGCCCUGGAGAGUGGGCGGCUGGAGACCGCGUGGCGGGUGCUGGCAUUGGAGCGGGAGCUGGAGGCUGAGGCAACUGCGGGUGGCACAAGUGACGAGGAGCUGGUGCGUCAGCAGAGCAAGGUGGAGGCGCUGUACUUGCUGCUGCGUGACCAGGUGCUCGGGGUGCUGCGGCGGCCGCUGGAGGCGCCGCCCGAGCGGCUGCGCCAGGCACUGGAGGUGGUAUCACAGCAGGAGCUGGAGGACCUUCGGGUGGCCACGGCACCCGCGGUGGCGGUGCUGGCGGUUACUCGCCCGCGGCGCUGGCUGCAACUGUGGAAGGGUGGAGUGGCGGAGGUGGCGGCUGAGCGUCUGGACGCACAGCCAGCCGCGGUGCCCGAGGGCCGCUCGGAGGCCGAGAACAGGUUCCUGCACAUGGGCCGCACCAUCAAGGAGGACCUGGAGGUGGUGGUGGAGCGGCUGAAACCGUUGUUCCCCCCUGAGUUCAACGUUGUGCACACCUAUGCCAAGAGCUACCACGAGCACUUCGCGGCCCACCUGUGCACCUUGGCGCAAUUCGAGCUGUGUGAGAGGGACACCUACUUGCUGCUGCUCUGGGUGCAGAACUUCUACCCCAAUGAUAUUCUGAACAGCCCUAAAUUGGCAACGGAGCUACAAGAUAUCAGGCUUGGGAGCCUCCUGCCCGCUAAGCAGAUCAGGUUGUUGGAGGCUGUGUUCCUGUCCAAUGAGGUGACCAACGUGAAGUUACUGAUGACCCGUGCUUUAGAGCUAGAGUCUCAGCGCUGGGCCCGGGAUGUGGCUCCCCAGAGCCUGGAUGGCCACUACCACAGUGAACUGACAAUCGACAUCAUCCAGAUCAUCUCACAAAGCCAGGUCAAGGCUGAGAACAUCACCUCUGACGUGGGGCUACAGAUAAAGCAGUUGCUACUGGUGGAGCUGGCUGCCCUGCUGAGGAGUUACCAGCGCACCUUUGACGAAUUUUUAGAGAAAAGCAAACUGUUGAGAAAUUAUAGGGCCAACAUCAUUGCCAACAUCAACAACUGCCUGUCCUUCUGGACAUCUAUGGAGCAGACGUGGCAGAUUCCUCAGGAUUCCCUGAGGUACCUGAUGGAUCCCUUGAAAGAUCUUAAGGCUCAUGGCUUCGACACCUUGCUCCAGAGCCUGUUUUUAGACCUGAAGCCACUGUUCAAGAAGUUCACACAGACCCGCUGGGCAACGCCGGUUGAGACCCUGGAGGAAAUCAUCGCUGCUGUGGGCGUCAGGCUGCCUGAGUUCUCAGAACUGAAGGACUGUUUCCGGGAGGAGCUCAUGGAGGCUGUGCAUCUGCACCUGGUGAAGGAGUACAUCAUCCGGCUCAGCAAACGGCGCCUGGUCCUCAAGACUGAGGAGCAGCAGCAGCAGCUGGCAAGGCACAUCCUGGCCAACGCUGACGUCAUCCAGCGUUUCUGCACUCAGAAUGGCUCCACCGCAACCUGGCUGAACCAGGCCCUCCCUAAGAUCGCUGAGAUUAUCCACCUGCAAGAUGCCAAUGCCAUUAAGAUUGAGGUGGCCACAUAUGCCACCUUGUACCCUGACUUCAGCAAAGGCCACCUGAACGCCAUCCUGGCCAUCAAAGGAAAUCUACUAAGCAGUGAAGUCAAGAGCAUCCGGAAUAUACUGGAUAUCAACACAGAGGUGCAGGAGCCUUCCAGGCCCCUGUUUUCACUUAUAAAAGUUGGUUAGCUUUUCCAAAUGUCUGAUGUGCUGGGGAGCACACAGCGGACACCAGGCACCACCCCAGUUAGGGAUGAUUCAUGGCACCGUGACCCACCGCCGACCUCCCUCGUUCUGCUGCUGCUCCUGCCUAGCCCUGACUCUGGAACAAGACCUGGCAGCCAGGAUUAAGCAUACCCCUGUCCAGUGGGGCCCAGAACCCACUGUGGGAAAUUAACCUGUGAGCACACAAGAAAUUUCUCGUAAAUGAUGGUUCAUCUUGGGCAGUCUGUCUCCUCAUGGCCCCUCCUUGGGUGGCUCCGAGUAGGACCAGUGAUAAAGCCUCAUCCUGCUUCCUUCAGCCCAUGGGCUGCAAUGAGAUAGAGCUGAAAACACAGGAAAAAGGAAAAGAUAAUCUCUGCAUCUGGAGCCUGGAAGGAGACUCGUGAAAUGCUGUGGCAGAGCCAGCAUCAGAACCACUUCCAUAGUGGCCCCUGACCCUGCAAGUAGCUCCUGGUGCCACUCAGCCGGGAGGGCCCGCUUCUUCACUCCCCAUAGGCUGCCCCUGUGUGUGUGUAUGUUUGGGGAGUGACCCAGAUGGUCUUGGUAGAGCCCAGGACCUCCUCGGUUCUCUCAGGUUGUGCCGUCCCCCACAUAGGAACAAGUACCUCUGUAGGUCCACCCUGUGAAGUCUGGACAGGAACACGGAGUCUACAGGUGCAUGAUAAGCUUCCUGUUGACCCUGUACCACAUUUUCACGCAUCGAGUGGGUUUGAACCAGUUCUGCAAACAGUGAGGUGUGACACAGGAUUGUAGUCUAAGUGUGGUCAGGGCCCAUUGCUUCUAGAGGCGCCAGGGAAGAAUCAUUUCCUGGGCUUUCCCAGUUUUUAGAGGCUACCCACAUCUCUUAUCCGAGACCCUUGUACCUUCAGAGCCAGGAACACUUACUAUUUCCCUCAUGCCACUGCGGUGUCUCCUGCUUCCAAUACUGCUGUGUUUAGGACCCCGUGAUUGCACUGAAUCUGCCUGGAGACUCAUUAGCAGCCUUGAGUCCAGCUGCCAAUUUAAUUCCUGUUUGCCAUGUCAUCCAAUAGUCAUUGGCUUUGGGGGUCAGUGGGUCCCACAGGGUUGACCCCUGGAAACCAGAAACUCGGUUUCCCAUCAAGCACCUGCUACUCCAUAGACCCUUCUCCUCUCUGGCAUGAAAGCCCUUCUCAGCACUGAGCCAGCCUUGAUUAUUCCUCAUGGUUUAAGGCUAGGAUUUGAAGUCCUUCCUCCAGAUUUGUCCCCUUUCCCAGGUACUUGCCUUACAAAACUGGCCAGGAACUGGCUAGUAUAAGCAAUGCACAAAGGCCUUCAUAUUUUUGUAGAUGUUAGCUUGUUUGAUGACAUUACUAUUUUUAAUAUUAUAUUUAUAGUAUUGAUUUUGUAUGCAUGUACUCAGGACAGAAUUUACGGUGGUUUUUUUUAUAUAGCUUGAUAUAAAACUGUUUUCAAAAGUGA
Messenger RNA from Myodes glareolus (Bank vole), 3884 nucleotides. NCBI's taxonomy places the organism in Eukaryota, Metazoa, Chordata, Mammalia, Rodentia, Cricetidae. The record is from RefSeq and is a predicted model, not a curated record.